AUGCCGCCCAAAGCCAAGACACCCAAGGCUGCGACAGCGACCGCAUCUCCAGUCUACAUCGUCAUCAAGGCUAAUGCGAUCGACUCUGUCCAUGCCUCCCCUGGCCUAGCCAGCACACGCGUCGCCAGCCUAGGCGAGGGAUGGAAGGUGGAGACACUUGAGCUGCAGGGAGGAAGCAUCCAGGUCGACGAGGAGGAACCAGCCCCAAAAGCCAAUAUAGCUGUGAAGAAGACCAAGCCACCCGCCGAGCAGCGCGCUGCAAACGCCGCGAAACCCGGAAAGCCGACAGACUCCGACCUUCCUAACAAUGUCAAUGAUCUCCUCGCUGGUUCCGGCGACGUUCUUUCGGGAAAGACGAUCGUUGUCACGGGCGUUCCACCGACAAUUGGCAGAAAGAAUGCGGAAGCACUAGUGACCGCAUAUGGUGGUAAACUUACGAAGUCGCUGAGCAAGAAGACCGACUUUGUUGUUGUGGGAAAUGAUGCGGGCCCGAAAAAACUGGAGCAAAUCGAGGGUCUGAACAUUGAGAUUUUGGAUGAAGGCCAAUUCAUCAAAUUGCUGGAGGGAGCUGGUUCUGGUGGCAAGAGAGCUGCGGAAGAUGAUGCCGAUGAGGAUGAUGAGGACGACGAGGAUGAAGACGAGGAAGAGGCGAAGCCAGUCAAGGCGAAGAAACCUGCGAAGCAGCCUGCAAAGAAACCGAAGAAGUAG
Messenger RNA from Venustampulla echinocandica, 708 nucleotides. RefSeq lists its product as uncharacterized. The coding region runs from base 1 to 708 and encodes 235 amino acids. Lineage: Eukaryota; Fungi; Ascomycota; Leotiomycetes; Helotiales; Pleuroascaceae. The record is from RefSeq and is a predicted model, not a curated record. The transcript has a single exon.